AUGCGCCAACUCAGCCGCGAUCCACUCGCCUCGUCCAAGGCGCGGAAAGCGGAAGCGAAGGCGAAUUCACAAUCGGGAUUGAUCUCUAUCAAGUUAGGUGGAGAAACUGGGCAGAUUGGUGGGGGAAGUGGGAACGGUGGUGGAGGAGGAGGAUUUAAAAAAGGCGGCUUUAAAAAGGCCGGGUUUAAAAGUGCAUUUGCCCCGGCGGACGGAGAAGUAGUUGGAAAAGAGGAGGUGAAGAGUGACGAGGGCACAAAGAAAGAACAGCCUUUGAUGGUUGUUGAUCAAGGAGCGGGGGUAGAGAGCGAUACUGAGGACGAGGCGGGCGACAUGUAUGACCCAAGACAUCCUACGGAUUGA
This is a messenger RNA of Venustampulla echinocandica, 360 nucleotides long. RefSeq lists its product as uncharacterized. The coding region runs from base 1 to 360 and encodes 119 amino acids. The transcript has a single exon. The record is from RefSeq and is a predicted model, not a curated record. Lineage: Eukaryota; Fungi; Ascomycota; Leotiomycetes; Helotiales; Pleuroascaceae.